Messenger RNA from Gilbertella persicaria, 1682 nucleotides. RefSeq names its product DNA repair metallo-beta-lactamase-domain-containing protein. The transcript has 4 exons. NCBI's taxonomy places the organism in Eukaryota, Fungi, Mucoromycota, Mucoromycetes, Mucorales, Choanephoraceae. The record is from RefSeq and is a predicted model, not a curated record. Bases 57 to 1571 code for a protein of 504 amino acids. Gene Ontology annotation, biological process: protection from non-homologous end joining at telomere; interstrand cross-link repair; double-strand break repair via nonhomologous end joining. Gene Ontology annotation, molecular function: 5'-3' DNA exonuclease activity; damaged DNA binding.
UUUUUUUUUGUAAAGUAGUUCAUAUCUUUGUUUGUCGUGACUGUAUAAAAUCUUGCAUGAACAAACAGAAAAGAAAAGAACCUGCUGUCAAAUCAAGCUAUUUUUCGAUAGAUAGUUAUUUCAAGGCACCUAAUGAUAGCAACAAACGAGUCAAGACAGACAGUACAAAAGAAGAACAAUGUCCUAUAUGCAACGCAUUUAUUCUGGUGGAAUCCAUAUCCAUGGAAGUACAUGUGAAUAGUUGCCUUGAUUUACAAGAAAAAGAAUCACUAAAUAAUCAGGAGAAAAAAUCAUUAUUACUACGCAAGGAUUUGACAGUUAUCAAAGAUUCAACCAUAGCAAAAGAUAGCCAUCAAAUACAAGAGACACCAAAAGAGAAGAAAAAGACAUGUCCAUUUUAUAAAUUUAUGCGAGGCACUCGCUUUGUAGUAGACGCUUUUAAAUAUGGCAAGAUUCCAGACUGUGAUGGUUAUUUCUUAACCCAUUAUCACUCAGAUCACUUUGGUGGUCUUGGACCCAAUUGGUCUCAUGGUCCUAUCUAUUGUUCUCAAGUCACUGCUAAUCUUGUCAAACAAGAACUUAGAGUCAAACCUUGUUAUGUCCAUCCUCUCUCCAUGGACACACUGCUCCCUAUCCCAAAUUCAACCAUUCAGGUAGCCUUGAUUGAUGCAAACCAUUGUCCUGGUUCUGUCUUGUUCUUGUUUGUGAUUGAUGGCAAGACAAGACAUUUGCAUACAGGUGAUUUUAGAGCAACACCACGCAUGUGUCUACACCCAUUGAUUCGUCAGCCUCAAAACCCACCUCUUCAUUCAGUCUAUUUAGACACAACCUAUAUGAACCCACAGUAUGCAUUUCCUGCGCAAGAAGAAUGUAUUCAAGCCGUAUGUGAUGUUGUUUCUAAUCACAACAAGAACAAGACGCCUUCUUUACUAGAGAAAUGGAUCAAGAGUCCUGUCAAGAAAAAGAAACCAUUGAUUGUUGUAGGGACCUACACGAUAGGAAAAGAGCGAGUGUUUAUAAAUGUAGCUAAAAUGCUUCAAUGCAAGAUAUAUGCACCUUCAAAAAAGAAGCGCAUCUUACUCUGUCAACAAGAUGAUCAACUCAAAGCCAUGCUUACUAAUAACCCUCAUGAGGCUCAGGUACACAUUGUACCACUGGGUGAUAUUCGUCCUCCUGCUAUGUUCGAAUACCUUAGACACUAUCAAGAUACAUUUGAUCAUCUUAUUGGAUUUAAACCUACAGGCUGGACAUAUCGAUCAACCAAGACAGAGGCCUCGGAUAUGACAUUAGCCCCUUUAUUCCACAUCAUCACACCACCAUCUGAUAGAUCAAUGCGUCUCUCGCCUUAUUUUGAAGACACCAACAUCCAAUUGUUUAAUGUGCCUUAUUCAGAACAUUCUAGUUUUCGUGAAUUAGCUUCUUUUAUUGCCAGUCUAGAGAUACAAGACAUUAUACCCACUGUGAAUUUACAUCAUAUCGAUCGCAUGAAGAUGUAUUUUGAGAAAUGGCAAGAAGAGAAACGUUGUAAACGCAUUGAAGUAGUGGCUCAUUCUAACCAAGACCAUUGGUAAAUGUCUGUGCUCUUAAUAAAGAUUUGAUUCUAAACUGAACUGCCGAAAUCAAGGGAGAGAUUAUCAUGCACCUUGAAGAGAUGAUGAUGUCGUUUCUUUAUUAUAUUUUCC